UGUGGGCAUAUUUUGGGCCGAAGGUCCUGUUUCUACUCUGCACGUCUCUGACUCUAUUUGUUCUAAAUGUAUAGUUUGAUUUGCCAGAUAUUAAUUAAUCUGUGAGCAUUUCAACAGAUUGGAGGCUUUGGAUGUUUGUGUAAAAUUCUAGCAUUAAAUUACUGUAGAUUCCGCAACUGCUUUGCUCCAUAGAUGGAAUAUCAUUUGGGUUGAGCUGCUACAGGGUUUCCCAGGAAUUGGCUGGAUGGCAACUCUGAUGUGUUUAUUCAAUUGACUGUUAGGUUCAAUUCUCAAUCUCAAUUGAAACCCACAGGAAUUUAAGGAAUUGAUUUUCUUUCCACUACAGAGUUGCUCAACCAUGUAAAUGUUUAAUUCAUAAUCAAACAAACAACUAUGUGGCCAGCACUGUUCAUUGCUGUGAAAUCUAAUACACUUCUGUUUUCUUCUUCAGCAUUGAUGCACGCAUUGGUCUUUGGAAAUGUAACUGCUAUCAUUCAGCGAAUGUACUCCAGGUGGUCCCUGUAUCAUCACAGAAUUAAAGAUUUAAAGGAUUUUAUCCGCGUCCACCACCUCCCAAAGCAGCUGAAACAGCGAAUGCUGGAGUACUUCCAGACAACGUGGUCAGUCAAUAAUGGGAUUGACGCUAAGGAGCUUUUGAAGGACUUUCCAGAUGAGCUGAGGUCAGACAUCACUAUGCAUUUGAACAAGGAAAUUCUGCAGCUCUCUCUGUUUGCCUCCGCCAGCCGUGGCUGCCUUAGAUCUCUCUCCCUGCAUAUCAAAACCUCCUUCUGUGCUCCGGGCGAGUACCUCCUUCGGCAGGGAGAUGCACUGCAGGCAAUCUAUUUAGUCUGUUCAGGCUCCAUGGAAGUGCUGAAAGGUGCCAUGGUGCUGGCAAUACUUGGGAAGGGUGAUCUAAUAGGUGCAAAUCUUGCAGGCAAAGAUCAAGUUAUCAAAACCAGCGCUGAUGUGAAAGCUCUAACCUACUGUGAUCUACAAUGUAUUGAUCUGAAAGGUCUCUAUGAAGUGUUGGACUUGUACCCAGAAUACUCCCAUAAAUUCAAGGAUGACAUUCAUCACAAUCUCACAUACAACCUCAGAGAUGCUCAUGAAGGCAAUGGGAUCUCAAGAUUGUCCCAGAAUUCCUGUCCGAUAUCCCAGUCAGAGUCCAAUGGGAAUGGCAGCCUAAAUGAGAAACUGGCUUCAAUUGUGGAAGAUGAAGAGGAGGUAGAAGAAGUUGAUGAGACUACCCCAUUAUCACUUGUGUCUGCUAAUUUUACAUCCCACAAUCAAUCGAUAAAUCACAACAGGACCAUCAAUGCUGGGAAUUCUCUUGGAAUUAACCAACCACUGCUCUCAGGACCAAUAUGCUUCCGAUCUCCCAUCAGGGGCGGCAAUGUUAUGGUCAGAAGCAGACAGGAUAAUGAGUCAACUAAUCUCAAGAAUGGAAAAGCCAAAAGUCUAAAGCUGCAUCUUUCUACACUGAAUGCGUCUGCUUCUCCUGAUCUCAGCCCAAGAAUUGUUGAUGGCAUUGAAGAUGAGAAAAGUUCAAAAAUGAAUGAAAGGUUUGAAUUCUGCACUGAAAAUAUGGGGCAAGAAUCAUUCAGUCUUUCGACAGCAAGAGAUUUUGAUCAAGUUACUCCUGCAAUGCUGGCCACGAAAGCUGAAGAGACAAAACAACAAAUCAAACAGCUAAAUGAUGAGAUGAGUAACCUGACUCAAGAAGUGUCCCAAUUAGGCAAGGGCCUACACAAUGUCAUGCAUCUUUUGGAAGGCCUCGUGGCAGCACAAAACAACACACCUUUGUGGCCUGCUCAUGGAGCUCAGUUGGCUUCUACAAUGGAUAACUUGAAAACAAGACAGGAUUGGAUGUCACAUCAACCUUGUUUCCAUAUGCAGAGAGGGACAGCACCCUGCACCAUGGCCAACCCAUCACAGAGCAUGACCACAUCAGCCAGGUGGUCUUUGGAUCCAGGUAACCAGUGUUACAAUAUUCAAGGACAAGGAAUACCUUUGCACAGAACAAUGGAAGAUGACCAUCACCACAUCUUGUCUACAUCAGCCCAUUCUCACCAGUGCAACUCUCCCCAGGUCGAUUACCUGCCAGCAGUAAGAGGUGUAUCUCCGUUUUCUGAUGCCACGCUAACACCCCUUCAGUCCAUUUCAGUAACCCUAUCAUCUUCGGCGAGUUCAUCUCCAGAUAGAUCAAACCCACUGGUGUUUCCUUGUCCGUCCCAAGAAAGCAGUGCCUCCAACCUGGGCCCAGUCAGUUCAUCAGACCUUGGAAACUCACCAGAAUCCUGGGAACUCGAGGGGAUGAUAGGUAUCUCGCUAUCUAAUAUAUCAACUUCACAGGCAGAAAUUGUGACAGGUAGGCACACAUUCAAGGAUGACAGCGCAAUUGACGUGUAAAGAUAACUUUGCAUUGAUGAGCAGGUACUGAAAAACAUGACCUUCAAUUGCCACUUAUAAUUAUAGUACUGUUGCGUUAGUGCUUUCUCCCUCUGCAUUCCGCUGAUGUUGCAGAGGUAAAAGUCGCACAAUAUAACUUCAGGGCAAUGCCAGGAAUGAAACUUUAUGUGAAAUAAACUGAUAAAUAUAUAACAGAUCAAUCUUCACUGGAGAAACUGCGAGCGAACUGUUUUCAGGAGCAUGCUUAUGAAUCUCUGACUUUACGAGCACAAACCUCAUUUACGUGCCUGGCCUGCAAGCCCCUUGGCUGAUCCGAGACCCUUGCUGCCAAAGGACAGCUGGAAAUCAAGGGCAAAGGAAUACAAAUGGCUUUUUGUGGCAGAGGUAAUCCUUCCACAAAGCAAAGGGUUUUGUUUAAAUUCUCUACUGAAACAUCCCAGAUGGAUAUGAAUUGGAUGGUUUACUCUGGGAGGUCGGCUAUCCUGCUGGUUCAUUUCUCUGUGCUGCUGCGGCACUGGGACAAUUAUCACUGCAUGCUGUCUCCGAGACAAUCAGCCAACUGCAGCUGGUGGCAGAAGGUUAGCUGCCACACAUUGUAUCAUGUAAAUCAAUUUGUUCAAUUAUUUAUCAAAAAAAAGACUAUUUUUAUACAUUUGGUAUGAAAACUGUAUUUAUGUCAGAUGUUUAUAAUGGCAAACUUUUUGUGGCAAAGCUUGAAGCGAAAUUCAAUGCAUUACAGAAAUCCUAUUUAUGAUGUUAGCUCAGAAAUAAUUGAGUAAAAAAGAUUAUCUAAGGCACUGUAGUUAAAACAAUAAAUACAAUUAGAUUAUGUAGAAUGGACUGCAUGCUAUCAAAUAUGAAUGUAUCUGCGGUGAUCAAUUAUAAUAACUAAAACUAAUUGAGAAUGAUACUUAUUUAUUAUUUAUAUUUCAAUAAAUCGUUGUAGGGAAUGUCAGAAACACACCAUGUAAUCCCAGAAAUAGGUGCAAUAAUAUAGAAAAG
Leucoraja erinaceus (little skate) is the source of this 3411-nucleotide messenger RNA. It is a transcript of the gene kcnh8, whose product is annotated as potassium voltage-gated channel, subfamily H (eag-related), member 8. Gene Ontology annotation, molecular function: voltage-gated potassium channel activity. The transcript has 8 exons. Lineage: Eukaryota; Metazoa; Chordata; Chondrichthyes; Rajiformes; Rajidae. The coding region runs from base 394 to 2409 and encodes 671 amino acids. The record is from RefSeq and is a predicted model, not a curated record. Gene Ontology annotation, biological process: regulation of membrane potential; potassium ion transmembrane transport. Gene Ontology annotation, cellular component: membrane.